Messenger RNA from Entrophospora candida, 1960 nucleotides. Lineage: Eukaryota; Fungi; Glomeromycota; Glomeromycetes; Entrophosporales; Entrophosporaceae. The record is from the annotation of a GenBank genome assembly.
AUGAAAUCUACAACUAAAAAUAUAAUUCUUGGAAAUAUACCGUAUGAUCUUACAGAGGAACAGAUAACCGAAGUAUUCAAAGAAGUAGGGCCCAUAGUAUCUUUUCGUCUUGUUUUUGACAAAGAGAAUGGAAGACCGCGUGGAUAUGGAUUUUGUGAAUAUUACGACCCAGAGACAGCAGAAAGUGCAGUAAGAAAUUUAAACAACGUUGAAAUUGGAGGGCGUCAACUGAAAGUCGAUUAUGCUGAUAAUGAUUUGCCAACUACAUCCUCCAAUUCAGCAAACAAUUCCUCACGUCAAAAUGAUAGUCUUGAAAGCAUUUCACUAGCAAUAAAACAUUCAAUGAGUAAAGCUCAACUCCUCGAGAUAUUAUCCACCAUGAAGUUGUAUAUACAAACUGAUGCAAAUCAAGCUCGUUCGUUAUUGUCACAAAAUCCUCAACUUUGCUAUGCAUUAUUUUUGAUAAUGUUAGAUCAGAAUAUUGUCGAUCAAAAUAUAUUGGCAAGUAUAAUACAUCAAAGCGCUUCACAAGGUCAACCCAUGCCUCAAUCAGUCCUAUCCAAUUAUGGUCCUCAGUCUAUUCCCAAGAUUGCAUCACCAUCAAUUCCUCAUCAACAUCAAUCGAUCUCGUUCGCUCCAAUUCCUCAACAAUCACAUAUGCAACAGCCUUCACCUAUUCGGCAAUCUUCGCCUAUUCAACAACCGCGAAUGCAUCUGCCCCCAAUGCAACAAGCUAUCAGUAUGCCGGCAAUAAAUGCUGGAAUGGUUAAUCAUUCACAGGCUGUUGCUAAUUUAACAGCAGGAAAUAUGAAUCAUUUGCAAAUGCAGGAAGCUCAAAAAUCUUUAUUAUUACAAGUCCUAAAUCUAACUCAAGCACAAAUUGAUAUGUUGCCACCAGACCAACGUAAUCAUCUAUUGGCUUUGAAACAACAACUUUUAAUCCAGACUAGACCAACUAAAAACGAAGUUCCUGAAAUUAAAUACAAUGAUAUAGAAAGUGUAAAAGAUCAAGAAAUCGCUCAUGAUUUUGAAUCGUUGGACAUUUCUGAGCCAACAAAAAAAGCAAUUCAAGAAAUGGGUUUUACAAAAAUGACAGAAGUACAAGCUAGAACUAUACCACCGUUAAUGGCAGGUCAAGAUGUAUUAGGUGCAGCAAAAACUGGAUCGGGAAAGACAUUGGCCUUCUUAAUACCAGCUGUUGAAUUAUUGCAUAAAUUAAAAUUCAAAUCAAGAAAUGGAACUGGUGUGAUUAUUAUUUCACCGACAAGAGAAUUAGCACUUCAAAUUCUUGGUGUAGCAAAAGAGUUAACCAAACAUCACAGUCAAACUUAUGGAAUUGUUAUGGGUGGAGCAAAUAGACAAGCUGAAGCUCAAAAAUUGGCUAAAGGCGUAAAUUUAUUAAUUUCAACACCGGGAAGAUUAUUAGAUCAUCUUCAGAAUACCAAGGGGUUUUUAUACAAGAAUCUUAAAGCUCUGAUUAUUGAUGAAGCUGAUCGUAUUCUAGAAGUUGGUUUUGAAGAUGAAAUGAAACAAAUAAUUAAAAUUCUUCCCAGAGAAAACCGACAAUCCAUGUUAUUUUCAGCUACACAAACAACAAAAGUAGAAGAUCUUGCAAGGAUAUCAUUAAGAGAUGGGCCAAUAUAUAUAAAUGUAGAUGGAAAAAAAGAAACUUCUACAGUGGACGGACUUGUUCAAGGCUAUGUUGUUUGUGAUAUAAAGUAUCAUGCUGAAUUGUUAAAUUAUAUUGAUGUACCAGUUUUAGAUUUACAUGGUAAACAAAAACAAACAAAACGGACAACUACCUUUUUUGAAUUCAUGAAUGCAGGGCAAGGUGUUCUUCUUUGCACAGAUGUUGCUGCUCGUGGAUUAGACAUUCCAGCUGUAGACUGGAUCAUUCAAUAUGAUCCACCAGAUGAUCCACGUGAUUAUAUUCAUCGUGUGGGAAGAACAGCUCGUGCUG